Aspergillus heteromorphus CBS 117.55 is the source of this 1886-nucleotide messenger RNA. Its product is annotated as pepsin-like aspartic protease. The record is from RefSeq and is a predicted model, not a curated record. Gene Ontology annotation, molecular function: aspartic-type endopeptidase activity. The coding region runs from base 391 to 1671 and encodes 426 amino acids. NCBI's taxonomy places the organism in Eukaryota, Fungi, Ascomycota, Eurotiomycetes, Eurotiales, Aspergillaceae. The transcript has 3 exons. Gene Ontology annotation, biological process: proteolysis.
CUUUUAUAGACUUUCCCCUCCCCCCCCCUCCCCGGUAAACAAUGAGAGUAUAAUUCCUUCAUUUUUUCCCCCAUUUCUUUUCUUUCGUUGGGAUUGCCUGCUUGGGGUUAUUUUGCUGAAAGUAGUUUUUGUGAUCUGUUCGCUUUGCGCUGUCCUCUUGCUCACUCCAGCCUUGUACCUCAUCCAGUAUAAUAGGUAAUAGGCGAAGUCACGGCUUUGGCCCCCAUACUGCUUUCCCCCCCCCUUAUAUGCUCAUUCCUGCUGGGAAGGAAUCGUUCUCUCCAUACAUACUUAAUACUUUUGUUGCGAUCUUUUGUUUUCUUUCUCCAGCACCUGUCGGGUCCUGCCACUCUUUUACAGCCAGAGCCCGCGAUAAUUCGAGCCAGCAUCAUGCAGCUCCUCCAGUCCCUCAUUUUGGCCGUCUUCUUCAGCUACGGCGUCCUCUCGUUACCCCACGGCCCCAGUGGCCAACACAAAGCCCGUUCCUUCAAGGUUGCUCGCGUUCGUCGCGGCACCGGUGAGCUGCACGGCCCCUCUGCUCUCCGGAAGGCAUACAGAAAGUAUGGCAUCGUCCCGGCCAAGCUCAACAUUGACCUGGCGGACUUUGAGCCCAUCACUACGGAGCACACUGCUGCUGUAGCUGCAAGUGACGAUGACUCGGAGCCCGACCAGACCGGCGCGGUCAGCGCGACAUCCGUCGAGGGCGACGCCGAGUUCGUUUCGCCUGUGAUCAUCGGUGGCCAGAAGAUCGUCAUGACGUUCGACACCGGAUCGUCCGACUUCUGGGUGAUGGACACACGGAUCCAGGAGACCUUGACAGGCCACACGGAAUACAACCCGUCGAACUCCACCACCUUCAAGGAGAUGGCAGGCUACAGCUUCAAUGUCUCGUACGGCGACUCCUCUUACGCUGCUGGUCCAGUGGGCACGGAUGUCGUCAACAUCGGAGGCGCAAUUGUCCAGAAUCAGGCUUUUGGCAUCCCCACCGAAGUGUCCGGGUCCUUCGUCGAAGACACCAACUCCAACGGUCUGGUCGGAAUGGGCUUUUCUAAUAUCAACACCAUCCAGCCCAAGGCGCAGGACACGUUCUUCGCCAAUGUCGCGCCCAGUCUGGAUCUCCCCGUCAUGACUGCGGCCCUCAAGAGCGACGGCGUGGGCGAGUUCGAGUUCGGUACGAUCGAUCAGAGCAAGUACUCGGGUGGCAUUGCCAAUGUCAGUGUGGACUCCUCGAACGGAUACUGGGAGUUCGUCACCCCUCAAUACUCUGUCAACGGCGGAGAGCUGAAGUCGAUUGGAACUGUCAACACCUCGAUUGCCGACACCGGUACUUCCCUGAUGCUGCUGAACGAGGACGUGGUGAAGGAUUACUAUUCGCAAGUCCCCAAGUCGGUCUAUGUGGACAGCGUCGGUGGUUACAUCUACCCUUGCAACACCACGCUUCCCAACUUCGGAAUCGCCAUCGGCACGGAGAGUCUGGCCACGAUCCCCGGCAACCUGAUCAACUUCUCGAAGGUCGGCACCAACACGACUACCGGCGAGUCCCUGUGCUACGGCGGCAUCCAAUCCAACGCGGGCGAAUCGCUGCAAAUCCUCGGCGACACCUUCCUGAAGGCCUUCUAUGUGAUCUUUGACAUGCGCGGACCGUCCCUCGGCGUUGCGGCUCCGAACUAAAUUUCCUUCCAUGUACAUUGACAUUCCCCCGUCGGUUUAACGAUAUCUCCCGAAGUUCGAGCUGCAUUUUGUGGAUAGAAGGAGAGACCCAGUGCUCGCGUGCGCGUGCAUUCUUUCCGCUGGGGUCUGGGAAUGGCGAACGGGACCAUCGAUGUAAUAACAACCGUACAGCAGCUAGCAAUAAUAAAGAGUCAACUGCCCCUGUCGGAAAUCAG